Messenger RNA from Heterocephalus glaber (naked mole-rat), 1050 nucleotides. Its product is annotated as olfactory receptor 14A2. The record is from RefSeq and is a predicted model, not a curated record. Gene Ontology annotation, cellular component: membrane. Lineage: Eukaryota; Metazoa; Chordata; Mammalia; Rodentia; Bathyergidae. Gene Ontology annotation, biological process: G protein-coupled receptor signaling pathway. Gene Ontology annotation, molecular function: olfactory receptor activity; G protein-coupled receptor activity.
AUGGUGAAUGCCACCUUUGUGACCAGUUUCCUUCUCUUGGGGUUUUCUGAGGACCCGGAGCUGCAGACACUCUGUGGCAUUUUCUUCCUGCUGAUGUAUCUGGUGGCCUUGAUGAGUAACCUUCUCAUUGUUACUGUCCUUACCCUGGACCCACAGCUCCAAGCACCCAUGUAUUUCUUCCUGAAGAACUUAUCCUUGCUGGAUGUCUCCCUGGUCUCUGUUCCAAUCCCAAAGUUCAUCCUUAACAGUCUGACUCACAACAGUUCCAUUUCCAUUCCAGGCUGUGCCUUCCAGCUCCUUUUAAUGACAUCCUUCUCAGCAAGUGAGACAUUUAUUCUCACUGCCAUGUCCUAUGACCGCUAUGUGGCCAUCUGCUGUCCCUUGCACUAUGAGGCCAUUGUGAAUGGUGAUGCCUGUAUGCUGAUGGCAGGAGUUUCCUGGGCAAUGGGGGGCCUCUUUGGAGGCAUGUACACUGCUGGCACAUUUUCUGGGCACUUCUGUGGAUCCAGUGUGAUCCCAGAGUUUUUCUGCAAUGUUCCCUCCUUGCUCAAGAUUUCCUGCUCUGACACACUCCUGUCGGUCUAUCCCAGCAUGGGAAUUGGGCUGUGUCUGGGCCUGUCCUGUUGUGUUUGCAUUGGGUUCUCUUAUGUUCACAUUCUCUCCACUGUGUUGAGGAUUCCAUCCAGGAAAAGUCAGUCAAAAGCUUUCUCCACGUGCCUCCCACAUCUUGUCGUCUUCACUGUUUUUAUGCUAAGUGCAUUGAUGGUUUACCUGAGGCCACCUUCAGAUUCACCCCCAGUCAUUGCCAGGCUGCCUCCUGUGAUUUAUGCUGUGCUGCCUCCAAUCCUGAAUCCUGUCAUCUACACCCUGAGGAAUGGGGACAUGAAACGGGGUCUGCAGAAGCUGCUGCCAGCCCUGUGCUCAUCAGGUGCCAUUCAUCUAACAUUAACUUGUGCCUGUUCAGGGCACAGGACCUCCAGGGUGGCACAGAGACUUUUCAUUUCUCACUUUGGGGAGGCCUGCCAUGCACCUAUCUAUGUGUGGCUCUAG